AUGAACAGUUUCGUCACUUGUUUAAUACCAGGUUGCGAAAAGGGCUACUUCAGACAUCCUUCCAGCAAGACAUCAGGAUUUUUUGAAUCUUAUUCUGGUAAAACAUAUGACCAGUGUGCGACGCUAUGUACGGCAGCCGCUAACUGUAAGGGUUUUGUUUAUAAUAGUAUAACCUCACUAUGUAACCUGGCUGCCAAUGACGACCCAACUCCGGUUCUCGACUCUCCACAAUGGACGUUUUCAGAAAAGAUGUGUCUCUCUGAACUUCUGCUGUUGUUGCCUACAACGGAAGAUGUAACCACAACAAAGGAAAUACAAACCACUGUUCCAUCUCUCAUAACUCGUGAAACAACGACAGUUGUCACCACGACAACAGAAACAGAAACCACUGUUCCAUUUCAAAUAACUCAUCAACCAACGACAGAAGUCACCACGACAACGGAAAUAGAAACCACUGUUCCAUUUCAAAUAACUCAUCAACCAACGACAGAAGUCACCACGUCAAAGGAAAUAGAAACCACUAUAACUCAUGAAACAACGGUUAUUUCAACCAAGGCGGAGAAGACAACAAAGACGGAUAUCACACAGUCUACCAUGGUAUCUACAGUCUUAACCGAAAUUACUACAGUCGCAACUAAAAAGAUAACAACAGAAUCACCAGCAACAUCAUCGUUUGUAACCAGUGAACUAACAACUGAGAAAACGACAGCUUUAAUUACAAAACAAAUGACACCUGCCUUUAUUUCUUCGUAUUGCACAUGUGUCUGUGAAGAAACUACGGAAACAAUUUCCAAACGUAUAGCUGAAAGAAAGCAGGACCUGAAACUGGAUCGUCGCAGGCUAUCGGCCUACACUAGGAAGCUAUAUUGUGCCCACGACAAUAGAACAUCGUCCACUAACAUCGGCUAUGUAGGAGUUGUUGUUCUUCUUUUGUGUGGAUUUUUCAUUUCCUUUCCGGAUAUUAUAAGGAUUAUAAGGCUUUUAGAUAAAUAA
Saccostrea echinata is the source of this 993-nucleotide messenger RNA. RefSeq names its product mucin-2-like. The transcript has 2 exons. The record is from RefSeq and is a predicted model, not a curated record. Bases 1 to 993 code for a protein of 330 amino acids. NCBI's taxonomy places the organism in Eukaryota, Metazoa, Mollusca, Bivalvia, Ostreida, Ostreidae.